UAUACCUCUUUUAAACCCUAAUCUUCUCAACAACAGCAAAAUAAAAAUAAAACUUUGAGCCACUCAUAAAUGGAAAACGAAGGUAACGCAGGAAGUACUGCAAGUAGUUCAAGAUGGAACCCAACGAAAGAUCAGAUAACGUUGCUAGAGAAUCUUUACAAGCAAGGGAUACGAACUCCGAGCGCCGAUCAGAUACAGCAGAUCACCGGCAGGCUCCGUGCGUACGGCCAUAUCGAGGGUAAAAACGUCUUCUAUUGGUUCCAGAACCAUAAGGCGAGACUACGUCAAAAGCAGAAACAAGAGCGUAUCACUUACUUCAACCGUCUCCUCCACAAAACCUCCCGUUUCUUUCACCCUCCUCCUUGCUCAAACGUGGGUUGUGUUAGUCCCUACUAUUUGCAGCAAGUAGGUGAUCAUCAUAUCAACCAACAUGGAAGUGUUUACACAAACAAUCUUCUUCACAGAAACAAUGUGGUGAUUCCGAGUGGUGGCUACGAGAAACGGGUUAUCACAGAUCAUAAGAAGCAACUCUCGGACAUAACAACAAGAACAACUAGAAUGUCCAUGUCUUCAAGAUUUGACCGAUUUGCCCUUCGUGAUCACUUUGACGGUGAGGGUAUUAACGUCAAUUCUGGUGGACGGGAGACGCUUCCUCUAUUCCCACUUCAGCCUUUGAAUGGGACUAGCGACGCUGGUGCGGGAAAUUCCUGUUUUGCCCCUGGGAGUGAUUCUUCGGUGGUUUGUUUCGGCGAUGACGGUGGACGAGAGCAGCCGUUUAUGAUCGACUUCUUCUCUAGUGGUGGUUCUUCUAGUCGUUUCGAUAAUAAUGGAAAUGCGCUGUAACGAUUACUGUUCAAUAUGUUUUAUUUUAUCUUUUCUUUUUUUUUUCUGUUUGGAGAUUAAAGUUUUUUUUUGGUGAA
This is a messenger RNA of Camelina sativa (false flax), 920 nucleotides long. Its product is annotated as WUSCHEL-related homeobox 2. Gene Ontology annotation, molecular function: DNA binding; DNA-binding transcription factor activity. Gene Ontology annotation, biological process: plant organ development. The record is from RefSeq and is a predicted model, not a curated record. NCBI's taxonomy places the organism in Eukaryota, Viridiplantae, Streptophyta, Magnoliopsida, Brassicales, Brassicaceae.